This is a messenger RNA of Sebastes umbrosus (honeycomb rockfish), 991 nucleotides long. It is a transcript of the gene cimip2b, whose product is annotated as family with sequence similarity 166 member B. Lineage: Eukaryota; Metazoa; Chordata; Actinopteri; Perciformes; Sebastidae. The transcript has 7 exons. The record is from RefSeq and is a predicted model, not a curated record. Bases 87 to 950 code for a protein of 287 amino acids.
GCGACACAUCAGUUACACUCAACCAGCAAACACAGCAUCGCUCAGGAAGGAAACCUGCUACUUCAGCCUGAUUAAACUGGACCAACAUGGAGAAAUACCCCCCCAAAUUCAGCACAGUCCUGGUGACACCUGACCCACAUUAUAUACCGGGGUAUGCAGGCUAUUGUCCACAGCUCAAGUACAAUAUGGGGAAGUCUUACGGCCAGCUCACAGGCGAGCUGCUGACCAGUCCUGAGGUGAAACACUCCAGUCGUCUGGUCCUCCACACGGGUCACGACCCCUCCACAGAGUCGGACGCUGGUCUGACACCGAGAGGCAUCCCUGACAGUAACUUGAAGCAGAUGAUACCAGGAUACACAGGUUUCAUUCCAAAAAGUCAGAACUACUUUGCCUGCAGCUACUCUGAAACAUGUCGUAAAGCGAUGUCUGAGUUUUACCAGGACGGGCGUACAAAGGUCCAACGGCGAUCAACAGACCUGCCAGCUGUUGUCAACUACACCAACCAACAGUUUGACAGACCAAGACCCCCCUUGACAGCAAUCUCCAACAAAGUGAUCAACUACAGGCCCUUGAAGUCCUUCACCCCCACUGGGACACCAUACUUCAUGGAUGAUGAUAACCCACACAAGUUCUUUAUCUCAGGUUUUACUGGGCAUGUGCCAAAAUCUCGCUUCCUAAUUGGCAAAGGUUUCCCCAUCACUACCAACCAGGCACUGAUCCAGUUUGGGAAGCAGCAGCGGACUGACCCCACAUCCCGAGGCAGCCCAGGGAGGGAGCACAGCACAAUAACUCCCAUGCCCACUAUCUAUCCAUCAAACAGGGGCGUGGUGCCGUCGUUCACGGGACACAUCCCAGGAUACCAGUUCAUGUAUGGACAUACCUUUGGCCAACUUUCCCAGAAUGCACUGGAAAGGAGCGGCAUCAAGAGGAUCCUUCAGGCAAAGUCAUAAAACCAUCGUGCACGUCAAUAAAAUGAUCAUUACUGGCAAGA